AGUCGCCGCGCCGUCCGCCUCCCAGCGCGCCGCGGGCCCCGCUCCCGAGCCUCUCCGCGCUCCCCGCGACCUCUGCGCGCCCUCCGGCCGCCCUCCGCGCCCCGCGCUCCGCACACCCCGCGGGGUGGGUGCAAAGAAAGUUUGCGGCUGCCGCCGCCGGCCGCCGCCCGCCCGCCUCUCGGCCUAGGAGGCUCGCCGCCCGCCCGCCGCUCGGCCUUGCUGGGGACCGCGUCCCGCCCGGAGCCGGCCACCAUGAACAAGCUGUACAUCGGCAACCUCAACGAGAGCGUGACCCCCGCCGACCUGGAGAAAGUGUUCGCGGAGCACAAGAUCUCCUACAGCGGCCAGUUCCUGGUCAAGUCCGGCUACGCCUUCGUGGACUGCCCCGACGAGCACUGGGCGAUGAAGGCCAUCGAAACUUUCUCGGGGAAAGUAGAACUGCAAGGAAAACGCCUAGAGAUUGAACACUCGGUCCCCAAAAAACAAAGGAGUCGGAAAAUUCAGAUCCGAAAUAUCCCACCCCAGCUGCGAUGGGAAGUCCUGGACAGCCUGCUUGCUCAGUAUGGAACAGUAGAGAACUGUGAACAAGUGAACACGGAAAGUGAGACGGCCGUGGUGAAUGUCACCUAUUCCAACCGGGAACAGACCAGGCAAGCCAUCAUGAAGCUGAAUGGCCACCAGCUGGAGAACCAUGCCUUGAAGGUCUCCUAUAUUCCCGACGAGCAGAUAGCACAGGGUCCUGAGAACGGGCGCCGAGGGGGCUUUGGCUCUCGGGGUCAGCCUCGGCAGGGCUCGCCUGUGGCAGCCGGGGCCCCUGCCAAGCAGCAGCAAGUGGACAUCCCCCUGCGGCUCCUGGUGCCCACCCAGUAUGUGGGCGCCAUCAUUGGCAAGGAGGGCGCCACCAUCCGAAAUAUCACAAAACAGACCCAGUCCAAGAUCGACGUGCACAGGAAGGAGAACGCAGGUGCCGCCGAAAAGGCCAUCAGCGUCCACUCGACACCCGAGGGCUGCUCCUCCGCCUGUAAGAUGAUCUUGGAGAUCAUGCAUAAGGAGGCCAAGGACACCAAAACGGCUGACGAGGUUCCCCUGAAGAUCCUGGCCCAUAAUAACUUCGUGGGGCGCCUCAUUGGCAAGGAGGGGCGCAACCUGAAGAAGGUGGAGCAGGACACGGAGACGAAAAUCACCAUCUCCUCGCUGCAGGACCUCACCCUCUAUAACCCCGAGCGGACCAUCACCGUGAAGGGGGCCAUCGAGAACUGCUGCCGGGCCGAGCAGGAGAUCAUGAAGAAAGUUCGGGAGGCCUAUGAGAAUGACGUGGCUGCCAUGAGUCUGCAGUCUCAUCUCAUCCCCGGCCUGAACUUGGCUGCCGUGGGUCUUUUCCCAGCCUCGUCCAGUGCAGUCCCGCCACCUCCCAGCAGUGUCACGGGAGCUGCUCCCUAUAGCUCCUUUAUGCAGGCUCCGGAGCAGGAGAUGGUGCAGGUCUUCAUCCCUGCCCAGGCGGUGGGCGCCAUCAUCGGCAAGAAGGGGCAGCACAUCAAACAGCUCUCCCGUUUCGCCAGCGCCUCCAUCAAGAUUGCUCCUCCAGAGACUCCUGACUCCAAAGUUCGUAUGGUUAUCAUCACUGGACCCCCAGAGGCCCAAUUCAAGGCUCAGGGAAGAAUUUAUGGAAAACUCAAGGAGGAGAAUUUCUUUGGUCCCAAGGAGGAAGUAAAGCUGGAAACCCAUAUCCGGGUGCCAGCGUCGGCGGCCGGCCGGGUUAUUGGCAAAGGUGGCAAAACGGUGAACGAGUUGCAGAAUUUGACAGCAGCUGAAGUGGUGGUGCCAAGAGACCAGACCCCUGAUGAGAACGACCAGGUCAUUGUUAAGAUCAUCGGGCAUUUCUAUGCCAGCCAGAUGGCUCAGAGGAAGAUCCGAGACAUCCUGGCCCAGGUUAAACAGCUGCACCAAAAGGGACAGAGUAACCAGGCGCAGGCGCGGAGGAAGUGACCCGCCCCUCCCCAGCACAUCAACUCGAGGACGACGGGCUGAAAUCGAGAGCGCGUUCUCCCCAGCAGGCCUGAGAAUGAGUGGGAAUCAGGGACACUUGGGCUGGGAUGUAGAUCAGGUUUGCCCACUUGUUUGAGAAAGACGUUCCAGUGAGGAACCCUGAUCUCUCUGCCCCAAACACCCAACCAAUUGGCCCAACACUGCCCACCCCUCAGGGUGUCACCAUGGAAAUUCUAGCUCAGGGUGCUUUUAAACGUGGAUUGUUUAAGUCAGUUCUUCAGGUCCCACCGAGAGGGUGGGCCAGA
Molecule: messenger RNA, 2291 nt
Organism: Myotis daubentonii (Daubenton's bat)
Lineage: Eukaryota; Metazoa; Chordata; Mammalia; Chiroptera; Vespertilionidae
Gene: IGF2BP1
Product: insulin like growth factor 2 mRNA binding protein 1
Molecular function (GO): RNA binding
Source: RefSeq, a predicted model, not a curated record